Messenger RNA from Atta colombica, 1358 nucleotides. It is a transcript of the gene TfIIEbeta, whose product is annotated as transcription initiation factor IIE subunit beta. The transcript has 4 exons. Gene Ontology annotation, biological process: transcription initiation at RNA polymerase II promoter. Lineage: Eukaryota; Metazoa; Arthropoda; Insecta; Hymenoptera; Formicidae. The record is from RefSeq and is a predicted model, not a curated record. Gene Ontology annotation, cellular component: transcription factor TFIIE complex. Bases 147 to 989 code for a protein of 280 amino acids.
GACGUGAUAGUACAUUCAGGUACGAAUAUCUGGUGAGAGGUUAGGUUUUGGGUUUUGUUGUAAGAUAGUAACGAAUUCCAACAAUAUACGUACGAAUCAUGAAAUAAAAAAUUGUGAUAUAACUAAAAUUGAAAUCUGUAAUAACAAUGGAUCCUGCUUUACUCAGAGAGCGAGAGCUCUUCAAGAAACGUGCUCUGACCACACCAAUAGUUGACAAAAGGAAGCAGGAGAAAGAAGCUACGAAAGAUGAACCACCAAAGAAGAAACCUAAACCAUCAUCGGUAUCUACAGGACCGAAAUUGGACAUGGUUAACUAUAAAACCAUGGCUGGUAGCACACAAUACAAAUUUGGCGUGUUAGCAAAGAUAGUAAAACACAUGAAAGCAAGGCAUCAAGAAGGAGAUGAUCAUCCAUUGACAUUAGAAGAAAUUUUAGAUGAAACAAAUCAAUUAGAUGUUGGAUCAAAAGUCAAACAAUGGUUACAAACUGAAGCUUUAAUACAAAAUCCUAAGAUUGAAGUAACAGAUGGCAGAUUUGUCUUUAAACCUAUGUAUAAAAUUAAAGAUAAAAAGUCUUUAUUGAGACUUCUAAAACAACAUGACUUAAAAGGUCUCGGUGGUAUAUUAUUAGAAGAUAUACAGGAGAGUUUACCGCAUUGUGAUAAACACUUAAAGAAUUUACAAAACGAGAUAUUGUACAUUACACGACCUCUUGAUAAGAAAAAAAUUAUCUUUUAUAAUGAUAAGACAGCCCAAUUCCCCAUUGACGAAGAAUUCCAAAAAUUAUGGCGAGCUGUUGCAGUAGAUGCUAUGGAUGAUCAAAAAAUAGAUGAAUAUCUUGAGAAACAAGGAAUUAGAUCAAUGCAAGAUCAUGGAUUGAAAAAGCCAGCACCAAUCAAACGAAAGAAACCCGUUAAUAGAAGGAAACAAUUUAAGAAACCAAGAGAUAAUGAACAUUUAGCAGAUGUUUUGGAGACAUACGAUGAUUAAAUAAGAAUGUUAUGAUCCUGUCAUAUCAAGUAAACUUGUUCACAUAAUUAUAGAAUAAUUCAAUGUAAAUAGGAAUAUUACUAAAUUUAUUUUGUAAAUAAUUAUUUCGAUUAAAUAAUUACAAACGUAAAAGCAUUUUUAGGUACAUUUAUCUUCUUUUUAUUUUUGUCUUUAGCAAUUACUACAACGUUAAUUAUAUUCCAAACGUUUAUUUGCAAUUAAAAUAAAUAAAUAAAAUUUAUAUUAUUUAACAAUAUUGGCUAUAAUUUAUUUUAGGCAUUUAUUUUAGGCAUAUUUAAUAAAUAAGUAAAGCAUUUCUUGUCAUAUCUCAUUGUAAAUACAAAAUAAAUAUAGAAUUAUUAUAUACAA